Messenger RNA from Drosophila nasuta, 444 nucleotides. RefSeq names its product elevated during infection (gene edin). The coding region runs from base 45 to 350 and encodes 101 amino acids. The record is from RefSeq and is a predicted model, not a curated record. The transcript has a single exon. Lineage: Eukaryota; Metazoa; Arthropoda; Insecta; Diptera; Drosophilidae.
GUCCAAGUCGAACACAGUUAAUAUUCGCUAAUUAAACACUCAAGAUGUUCUCCAACAAGUGCCACUUUGUGUUCCUUUUGGUUUGCUGCCUGAUUGCCGCUGCCGCAGCUGCAAGUUUGGAUUCGGAGCUGCUUAUUCGUCGGGAGCGUUCUCCUCAGCAUGGUUCUGUUGUCAUCUCGGGUAGCAAGGAUCAUCAGACAGGACGUCAAGCGGGCGUGCAGUAUAAUCACAAUCUUUAUACCAGUCGAGAUGGGCGUGGCAGCAUUGACGCCUAUGCGAAUGCUCAGCGUAACUUUGACCACAACCGUAACAAUUUCGGUGGCGGAAUUCAGGGAAGAUGGCGUUUCUAAAGAACCGAUAGUAUUAACAUAUUCACAAUGAUUCACAAACAAUAAAAGUGUUACUAAGAAAAACAAUAAACUAUUUAAAAAUAUUGUUAUUUAA